AUAAGAUGUAGAUGCUGCAGGUGCCUUUUCCACUUCGGUGCAAAAAUCAGGAGGGAAAACAAACACUCAGUCUCAGGGAUGGCACUCCUCAAGUCAAGACAUUUUUUUUUGCUGCUGGUGAUCUCAGUUUUAAUUUUACUUUAUCUUCUAUCAUGGGGAGAUUACGCAAGAAGUAUCAGCUUGAGGACUUUCUUCAACAUAGAGGGACAAGGAAAUGAGGAAACGUAUGACCUCCUGGCUGAAAUGGGAGACCUGACUCCACCACCUGUUGUGUUUACACAUGCUGCUGUGGCUGAGACUCCCAUGCCCAUCCUCUACAGAAGUUCCUUCAAGAAGGCUCCUCGGUGGGAUUUCGAUGAUGUUUAUAACCAGGAUGCUCCACCCAGACGCUGGACAUGUGCUGAGUCUCUGCGAAACUCUGAGGAUGAGAGCUUCAAAAAGGCUUUCCUUCCCAACAUACGUGUGUUUCUGCAAAAGGACAACAUCAACGUGAGCGAGUGGAACCGGCUUUCACAUUUUAACAAUCCCUUUGGUUUUAUGCAGUUUCCCUAUGAUGAGGUGAUGAGUGCUGUGAAGUUGAUCCCAAAGCCAAAAGAGCCACUGCUCCUUCCAAAGCCAGGCAGCGGCGGGUGUGUGCGCUGUGCUGUGGUGGGCACGGGGGGGAUCCUCAACGGCUCCAAGAUGGGGAAAGAGAUCGAUGCUCACGACUACGUUUUCCGGGUGAACGGCGCAGUCACCGAAGGUUAUGAGGAAGACGUAGGAAACAGAACCUCUGUGUAUGUUCACACAGCACACUCCAUCAGAUCUUCGCCAAUAAUAUUCAGGAAGUUCGGAUACAAAGCCGCCCCUCAUGAUGAGGGUAUAAAAUACGUGCUGAUACCUGAGGGGAGGAGGGAUUACAAUUGGCUCGGUGGUCUUCUGAGAGGAGAAAUUAUUGCUAAUGGCUCAUAUAGAAACAAGAGGUGA
Epinephelus moara (kelp grouper) is the source of this 966-nucleotide messenger RNA. Its product is annotated as alpha-N-acetylgalactosaminide alpha-2,6-sialyltransferase 1-like. Gene Ontology annotation, molecular function: sialyltransferase activity. Lineage: Eukaryota; Metazoa; Chordata; Actinopteri; Perciformes; Serranidae. The transcript has 6 exons. The record is from RefSeq and is a predicted model, not a curated record. Bases 79 to 966 code for a protein of 295 amino acids.